AUGUCGGACGACAAGAAGCAGAAAGCCAAGCAGGUGGCCGCCGAGAAUGGCGUCGUCAAUCCUGGCGGAGCAGCUAUCCUGGGUGCUGCCCCGUUAUAUCUUGCAUUGAUACCGUUGACCUCCUACCUCACCAAACCUGACAGUGUCGUCCAAAAGCUCAGCGAGACUCUCAUCAAACUUGUUCCUGGUGUCGGCAUCUCAUCCAUUUCCAGCGGACGAGCCAUCCCAGCUCUUUCCGCCAUCUACCUCUUCUGGACGUUCGGAGUGUCUGGGGCCGCGUCGGCUGCUGGACAAGCCAUGGGCCGGGAGGAAGGUUUCGACAAUGAUCAUCCACGCAAGCACGUUACCGAGUUGGACGGGCUGCCACUUCGCCUGCGAUCCGCGCACUAUGCCCUCAUGGAGAACUUCCCAGGCUUUGCGCUGGCAGCCGCACUGGCGCAGGUCAUUGCACCCACUGAUUCACAGGUGGUGAAUCUGCUGGGCUUUCACGUCGUUGCGAAGUUGUUGGUGCACUAUCCGGCAUACCUCGCAAACAUCGCAGUGCCUCGAACGCUUGCGCAUAUUAGUGCUACGAGUGCGUUAAUCAACGUGUGCUGGAGGCUAGCCACUGGU
Molecule: messenger RNA, 612 nt
Organism: Paraphaeosphaeria sporulosa
Lineage: Eukaryota; Fungi; Ascomycota; Dothideomycetes; Pleosporales; Didymosphaeriaceae
Exons: 3
Cellular component (GO): membrane
Source: RefSeq, a predicted model, not a curated record